AUUCUCAGUAAUUGUCUUAUAUUCAGCUGUUCUAGUUGUUUCAUGUAAAUAAUUUUAUUUAUUGCUAAAGCGCUUGCGCGAGUGAUUACGUAGUGUCGUUCUUUGCAGUGUUCCAAAUAUUCCAUUAUUUUUUUAUAAUAAACUUUCAUAAAAAUAUUAUAUUAUUUCUGAAAUAUUUUAUUUUUUAAUUGUGUGCAUAGUUUUAAGUGUAACUUGUUUUCAUAAAAAGAACGAUAUUAUACUGCAGAAUGGCUGAAGAGAAGGUCAAUGGAUAUCAAAAAGAAGAUUUACCUCUUGGGGUUAAGGUGGAAGAAAUAGAAAUUCCGGUACCAUGGGGCCACGUCGCGGGCCGAUGGUGGGGGCCGAAGAACAAGCAACCGAUGAUCGCAAUUCACGGUUGGCAGGAUAACGCCGGCACUUGGGACAAACUGAUACCUCUCCUCCCAGCCGCCACAUCUGUGCUCUGUAUCGAUUUACCUGGACACGGAUUGUCUUCUCACUACCCAACGGGUAUGCUGUAUUAUAUAUUCUGGGAUGGAAUUGUUCUUUUACGAAGAAUAGUGAAAUAUUUUAAUUGGAGUAAGAUAACGCUCAUGGGACAUUCGCUAGGAGGCGCUUUGAGUUUUAUGUAUGCAGCAUCGUUUCCUGACGACGUCGAUAGAAUUAUCUGCAUCGAUAUAGCGAGUCCGGCUGUGAGAGUGCCGGAGCAUAUGGUUAAGAAUACUAGUGGUAUGAUCGAGAAGAAUCUUGAAUACGAGAACUUGCCAGAGGAGAAAAUACCCUGCUACGAUUACGAAGAGAUGAUCGAUAUAGUCUGUGAAGCGUACAAGGGAUCAGUAUCGCGGGAGAAUUGCAAAGUUCUAAUGAAAAGGGGUAUGGCUCCGGUUCCAGCGCAUAUGAAGAAGAAAGGCUUUUACUUUAAAAGGGAUCCCAGGCUAAAGGUGGCUGGACUAGCGAUGAUGUCAAUCGAAACUGCUUUAGAAUAUGCGAGCAAAGUAACGUGUAAGGUUUUAAACAUAAGGGCUAUACCGGGUCAGAAGUGGGAGAGACUGGACUAUUACCUGGACAUAAUUGAAAAACUAAAACAAAACGCUGACGUUAAUUACAUCGAAGUAGAGGGAACACAUCACGUCCAUUUAAAUGCACCACAGAAUAUAGACACUAUCAUUGAAGAUUUCUUAGAACUUUAUUAGUUUAAUUUAUAGGCUUAAUUAAUACUGGUGAUAUUUAAUGUGAUGCAAUAAAAUAGGAUCAAAUGCACAAUAUACGUUUACGUUAAUAGAUAGUGCCUUUGAGGCGGUUUUAUAGAAGCCUUUCGUAAAUUAUAUUUAUCGACGGGUAAAAUUGUAAGGUAUUUCUUUCCAGUCUAGUAACACUUUUAUUAAUAAUAUUAACGCUAGAAUUGUUUAUGUAUUUAUUUUAUCGAAACGCAAUUUUGUAUUAAUUUGAAUUUCG
Vanessa tameamea is the source of this 1455-nucleotide messenger RNA. It is a transcript of the gene kraken, whose product is annotated as probable serine hydrolase. The transcript is spliced from 2 exons. NCBI's taxonomy places the organism in Eukaryota, Metazoa, Arthropoda, Insecta, Lepidoptera, Nymphalidae. Bases 249 to 1193 code for a protein of 314 amino acids. The record is from RefSeq and is a predicted model, not a curated record.